AUGUCGGCUCGGUCAUGUGAUCAGCGGUGUUCAAUCACAGCUGAUCACCUGUAAAGAGAGGAGAGCCGGUAAUCGGUAUUCCUCGGAGGGGACAUCUACACUGAUCAUCAGGGCACUGAUGAUCAGUGUGCCCUGAUGAUCAGUGUAGCCCCAGCAGUGCCCAUCAAUGCCAGCUGUCAUUGCCCAUCAAUGCCACCUGCCAGUGCCUCAUCAAUGCCACAUAUCAGUGCCUACCAGUGCACAUUAAUGCCACAUCAGUGCCCAUCUGAGCUGCCUUUCAGUGUCACCCAUCAGUGCCACCUAUCAGUGCCAGUCAGUGCCGCCUAUCAGUGCCAUAUAUGAGUGAUGACUUUCAGUGCCCAGUGAUGCCUGUCAAUGCCCAUCAGUG
This is a messenger RNA of Staurois parvus, 388 nucleotides long. The record is from the annotation of a GenBank genome assembly. Lineage: Eukaryota; Metazoa; Chordata; Amphibia; Anura; Ranidae.